CAGAACAGAGCUAACCGUGCAACGGAGCGGCGCCCAAACCAGCGCAUAGCUUUGGGCUUUUGCAAUACUAAACCGACCUUUUAGCUUAUACAACUAUUUCUUUCCGACUUCAGCUACAGUGAUAGCUAAGUUUGGAAAGGUGGAAGGGGAGAGACGCCGUGUCUUUUUUGUUGUUUUAGUCGUUUACCGACAGUAAGAAGCUGCGGUGUUCGGGGGUCGACCUCCUUUGCAACAUCACAAAAGAGGAGACAGCGAAAAUCCCCCCAAAAAAAGCAACAUUCAAUUUGUUGUUUUUGCUAUUUGGACAGCCAUAAAAUGGAUACAUCUGGACCUAAGAAGACAUGCUGUGAGUCUGUCCGAGACUUCUUCACUUCGGCUAAAUUCCUUAUUUACAUGGGACAUGCUCUGUCCACAUGGGGUGACCGAAUGUGGAACUUUGCUGUGGCUGUUUUCCUGGUGGAGCUGUAUGGGAACAGCCUGCUUCUCACUGCCGUGUACGGGCUGGUGGUGGCCGGCUCUGUGCUGCUGCUGGGGGCCAUCAUUGGGGACUGGGUGGACAAAAAUCCCAGACUCAAAGUGGCCCAGACUUCGCUGGUCGUCCAGAACAGUUGCGUCAUCGUGUGUGGGAUCCUCCUGAUGGUUGUUUUCCAGUUCAAAGAACAGCUUGUGGAGCUUUACAAUGGAUGGAUUCUGACCACCUGCUACAUUCUGGUGAUCACCAUCGCCAACAUUGCCAACCUUGCCAGUACGGCUACAGCCAUCACCAUCCAGAGGGACUGGGUGGUGGUUGUGGCAGGUCAGGACAGCAGCAAGUUGGCAGACAUGAAUGCCACAGUGCGGAUUAUCGACCAGCUGACCAACAUCCUGGCUCCCAUGUUGGUGGGCCAGAUAAUGGCCUUCGGCUCCAAUUUCAUUGGCUGCGGCUUUAUCUCUGGCUGGAACCUGUGCUCCAUGUGUCUGGAGUACGCGCUGCUGUGGAAGGUCUAUCAGAAGACGCCGGCGUUAGCCUCGAAAGGCGGCCAGAAGGAGCAGCAACAGGAGCUCAAACAGCUCAGCCCGGCGAAAGACUCGGAGAGCGGCCAGAGACCUGAAGAGUCGUCUCAGCCGCUGAUGAUUGAAACCUCAGUAGUGGCCAAGCCCGACUCUCCCAAGGGGCACGGCUGUUGCUACCAGAUGACCGAACCGCUGCGCACCUUGAAGGCCGGCUGGGUGGCCUACUACAACCAGAACAUAUUCUUCGCUGGCAUGUCCCUGGCUUUCCUCUACAUGACGGUGCUUGGCUUCGACUGCAUCACCACGGGGUACGCCUACACGCAGGGCCUCAACGGCUCGGUGCUGAGCCUUCUGAUGGGGGCCUCGGCAGUGUCGGGCAUCUGCGGCACCGUCGCCUUCACUUGGGUCCGCAAGAAGUGCGGCCUGAUCCGCACGGGCUUCAUCUCGGGCACGGCCCAGCUGUCCUGCCUCAUUCUCUGUAUUGUCUCUGUCUUUGCUCCCGGGAGCCCCUUCGACCUCAGCGUCUCGCCCUUCCAGGACCUUUACACGCACCUGUUUGGAGAGAAGCUGCUGCCAGAGAUGGACCACAGCCUCACCAGCAUUCUUACCGGUUUGAAUGCCACUACUGCUGCACCAGCUGAGGAGCUGCCACCAUUGCAGUCCUACAUGUCUGUUAGUCUGCUGUUUGCUGGCAUAAUUGCUGCUAGAAUUGGCCUGUGGUCUUUUGACCUGACAGUGACCCAGCUCAUCCAGGAGAAUGUGAUCGAGUCGGAGCGAGGUGUGAUCAACGGCGUCCAGAACUCCAUGAAUUACCUCUUAGACCUGCUGCACUUCAUCAUGGUGAUUCUGGCUCCGAACCCAGAGGCCUUCGGCCUGCUGGUCAUCAUCUCUGUGUCCUUCGUGGCCAUGGGUCACAUCAUGUACUUUGGCUUUGCCUUCAAGAGUCUGGGCAGUCGCCUCUUCCUCUGCUGCUCGCCGGAGCAAAAGAUGGAGACGGUAGAAAGCCUCUCACUUCCUACCACCGUCUAACCCCGUUAAAGAGACUCCGUCCUAGGUACAUAUUUCUCAAGCCUUACCCGACCCCUGCAUCUUAUCUAACUAACACCUUUGCUUGUAGCUGGCAGAAUGCUAAUGCUAACUUAAACCAGAGAAAGGUAACUUAAAAUGCUAUGCGUACUGUAGCCAUGAAUACAGCAUUAAUCAUGAGUAGAAGGAGGUGAGAAGAAUGCUUAGAGUCAUAGAAAACUAAUCCACAGCAAAACUGUAGAUAAGGCAGGGUUCCUCUAACUUUUUUAAAAGUCUGGGAGUCAGGUGAGCGCCUCAACCUCACCUGCGGGUCCAUGCUCUUUGAUACAUACAUGAACUGUCAAACAGGGAUCCAUCACUUCUAGACCUCUGACCCCAAUGUGGGUCCUGUUAAAGCAUUCAGGGGAUAAUGCACUGUCAAAUAUUCUCCUCCCAACAGCCUGGAUCUAGCUGUAAAGAGUUUCAGUGAAGGUGCUUCAGCUAACUAAAGGGCAGAAUAAGGGAGAAAUCUUGCAGGGAGGAGGCACAGAGGCUUGGAUUAAGGGGGGCACGACUGUCCGAGACCCCGAAAGAGAGAACGUUCCCCAUUUCCUGACGCUUGUCUCUCAGUGACUUCUUUGGUGCUGUAGUUGUGUCUGCUAGCUGUUCUCUGAUUGGCCAAGCUUACAUAUACAAGUAGGGUGAGCUGGUUGUGGAUGUCUUCCUCAAGAGGGAGGGUGCUUUUUAUUUAACCAAACACAAAACUGGGUCUAGUCAUUUUAAUACAUAGUUAUAAGGAUUAUGCAGUUAACUGUAUUUAUUCAGGAAAUGCAGUGUUUUUUUAUAAUAAUCGUAUCAUCAGUAUUGUGUUGCGCACUCGCGGUUGUUAGGAAAGAAAGAAAUGAGAAAUCCUAUGCAGCCUCGUCGAUAUCUCUCUCAGUUACCAAAGUCAAAGUCCAUAUGUUGCAUAAAAGGAAGUGAGGGAAACCAGAUAUACAUCUGAAGCAUUACAAAUAUAUAUUUCUACAUCAUGUGACAGUAGUAUACCUGGAUAUGUCUAACCCACUCUGCGAUUGUACUUAAAUUAGUUUUUUUCUGAUAGUUUACAUUAUUAGUGUCUCUUUGUCACCUUUUGAUUUCAUGUUCUCUUUUCUCUUUUUUUAAAUCAUGAUUGUUGUUACACCGGCACUUUAAAUGAUUGACAUCAUUACACCUAACGCAAUAUUUUUGCACAAGGCUGAAGCCCUGACUUCCCCAUAAACCCUCCGCACAAUCUUAUUUCAAUCACUAAUACUGUCUUUGUCAGCCUGUUCAGACGCUGCGCAGGGAUUGUGGUUAAAAAAGGCACAUAAUGUAACACUCAUGAGGAGAAACUGAACCAGUCUGGAUAGCUUCAGACCGACUCCUGGACCUGGACUGGGUCAGUUUUAGUUGUUAUUGCUGUUAGCUUCAACAGAGGUGGACACAUUUUACUUAAGUCAAAGUUCCAACAAUUACGUUGACAUGUUUGGCUUUACAUUUCUGGUCUAGAAAAUGAAUUUGAAUCACACCUCAUGGAAGUUUGUGGCUUUUUUUGCAUGAUUCUUUUCCUGUGGAGUGAUUUUGUAAGAAAAAAAAUGUUUCCAAAAACAUGAAAUUCAUAGACAUUUGGAACGUUGCUUUAUUUUGAGUCUGAGUCUACUGUAUAUAACUCUGAGCAGCAGCCACUGUGGAUAUAUGUGACAGUUAAUGAUCAAUGCUUAAAAAUAGUGUAACAAGGAGGAGUCUAAAGUUUUCUAACAUUAGCUAACAUUAGCCACCAUAAGCUACUGGUCAUACCAAGUAAGGCUGUAGCAGCAAAACCCCUGAGUGCAAUAAACUGCUUAUACAUUCAACUUUUUCAUCUGAAAGAGGAGUAACGUAACUAGUAAAGUAUCUAAUGUAGCUGUAACUAGUUCCUUCCCACCCCUGGCCUUCAGUGAUUUUCUCUUGCCUUAUUGUAAAUUAGCCUUGAUAGCUCUUAAACGCACACAUGUGGCUUCAUCAAGAUGGUUACAAGCAGCAGCCCAGCCAUGGAAUGUCUAGACGAGAUUUUGGAUCGGGCUGGGCGAGAAAUAUUUAGGUUGGAAACAGAGGUAGACACACCAGAUGUAGGAGAACAGAAGGCCACUUUUUAGCUGCACAUGCUGAGUCAGGAUAUCUGCAGGUGUGCCAUUGGGUGCCGACUCGCUGGCAGUGGAGCUUCAUUUUCAUGUUCCAGCCGGGUUUAAUGUAACCUCAAACUCAGUCUGGGCAUGAGAACAAAACCAGCUCUUACAGCGCUUGGUCUGCCGAUUCAGGAAAAUCUUACAUGGCCAUAACUCUAUGUUUGUAAUGUAAAUAACAGCGGUCAGUCAAUAUAAAUUUACUUAAAUACACAAUUGGAAAAUGCAAAAAAAAAAAAUUUAUAUUGUGUGUGCUGUUGUCAUGCUGUUUGUCUGGAAAUGCUGACUUUUUCCCGUUUUUUUGUACAUGUUUUUAUACACCUAGUGUUUUGAUUUUGUGUUGAAUUGCCAUUUCUUUGAAAAGAUUUUGGAAAUUUAUGUAUAAAGCAAUUACUUCCUUUCAUUUCUGUAUCAUACUGCUUUAAUCUGACAAUUUAUAUUUCUUUCUGUAUAUAUAUAAAUAAACCAGUGUUAUUGUAGUUUAAUAGACAGAAACAUAAAAUCAUAAAGAAAUCAUUUAUAUGUAAUAAUUACACUCCACUGAAUUGGUACUCAUUGUAUUGCAUGCGGUCUCCUAAAUAAAGAAAACAUUCAUUCA
Messenger RNA from Anoplopoma fimbria (sablefish), 4779 nucleotides. It is a transcript of the gene slc40a1, whose product is annotated as solute carrier family 40 member 1. Bases 316 to 2022 code for a protein of 568 amino acids. Gene Ontology annotation, cellular component: basolateral plasma membrane. The transcript has 8 exons. Lineage: Eukaryota; Metazoa; Chordata; Actinopteri; Perciformes; Anoplopomatidae. Gene Ontology annotation, molecular function: iron ion transmembrane transporter activity; peptide hormone binding. The record is from RefSeq and is a predicted model, not a curated record. Gene Ontology annotation, biological process: iron ion transmembrane transport.